UCCGAACAAAGAGCAGCACACUUUUCCUCAGAGGUGGACAAAUAAGUUCAGGUGUGUCCAGGAUUAACCAUUAAACAUAGACUUUAUCCACUGAAGUUUCUGCUGACCUCCUAGAAACACAGAAAACUGAGAGUUUCGCCUGCUUUGGUUUGUUUCACCUGGAAACAUGUUGGAAAAGAUCUUCUUCUUCCUCUGCUUUCCAUCUGUUUUGGCUGAAAUGCUCUGUCAACCAGAUGCUCCAGAGGGCUUCAAUGUUCGACUCAGCAUCAAAACUGCUCUGGGAGAGGAAGCUUAUGAGUGGAAUAGAAAUGAAAAGUUCUUCUUCCAAGCUGCCAUUGCUUAUGCCAUGAGCAUUCACCUGAAACAAGAAUUUAGCGUGUCAGAUGUCCUCGUGUGUAAUGAGACUCCCAGAGUGUCCUUUUGGUUUGUGGUUACGUCACCUGCCAACCCGCUGCUCCUUAUAGACAAAGCAAAUGUGGAGAUGGCUGUCAGAAAGUCCAGGAACCGUAUCAACAGCGCCCUCCUGCUCUCUGAUACAACUAUGGAGUUUGUCGGCGCACUGCCCACCCUGGCAGCCCCCUUCAUACCUGCAACCCCUCCGUGGCUCAUCGUGUUUGGGGUGGUAAUAGGUCUGAUUGCUGCCGGCAUCGUCUUUCUGCUUGUCUCCACGGUGGUGCAAAAGAAACGCAAGAAGAACCAGAAGACAGAUGAGGAGGACGAUGAUGAAGAGGAACGGGUGAAAACAGUGGAAAACCGAAACAGAAGUGAUGGUGUUUAUAACGCUUCAUUCUCAGAUGAUGAACCAAACACACAAAUGUAAAAAAAAUCUACAAGAUGAGUCCUUCAUGUAAGGAAAAAUAAUGUUAAGCUGCAGCCUUUUAAAACCCGUUGGACACAGUAAUGUUUUAGGAAUGUGAAAAAUCAUGGUACAACCAUGAUACUGAUACUGCAGAACUGAUUAUGCUUCUAUUUUUAUUCUUGGAUGUUAUCAGCAAAGCACUUACUUUCAUUACUGCCAACCCCAGCACAUAAACCCUUGUAUAAUUUGAUACCUGUUCUUUAUCAAAACAUGUCUUCUUAUGGGCGAUGAUACCUGGAUUUAUAUGAAAGAUUUCUCUGUGACACGGUGUCUGUAGUUGCAUUAUAAAAGAAUACCCUUCAUAGCAAAACAAUUAACAAUAAUAAUUUAAGACAGGAAAUUAAAGAGCUUAAACAAGCCUUGGUUUUCAGGUUACUGUCAUGUUACAAAAACUUUGUGAUUUAAUUAAAUUUUAAUUCAGAUUUUAUGUGACAAAACAACAAAAGCUCAGUCAGAUUCAAUGGAGAACAUCCGCAAAUUUCACUUUUCAACUUUUGCAGACUAGGCCAUUGUAAUACAUGAAUGGUCUCGUCUAAACCAUUCUGUUGUAGCUUCGGCUGUAUGUUCCGUAGCUUUAUUUAUUUUCCCAUCAAUGUUGACAAGCAUCCCCCAUAGCCUGAUGCUGAAGAUCACAAAUAAAUACACUGUUUGUGGUUGUCAUGUUACAACACGUGAAAAAGUUGAAGGGGUAUGAAUACUGUUGUUAGGCACUGUGUAAACCAGAAAGAGUCUAAGUGAGUUCAGUGAAAAAAAUUGUAUACAUCUUCCGCUACAAUGCCCCCUGCUGUUCAUUUGUGAGAGCGCAUUAUAAACAGAGAAACCCACCUGACUUAAAAACAUGUAAAAAUUGAACAUAACUCAGUUUCUAUUACUAUUAUUAUUACAACUAAGCUAUAACAAUUAUUCCGUGACCCUGUGAAAAAUUAACAAAAUGAGAAACAACAACAAAUGUGAAAUGGAAACAGAAUGACAUCAGAAGAUGUCGGAUCAUUGCAUAAACAUCAUUGCACCCUAGCUUCUUUUCCCAAGUCAAGAAUCACAUCCUGGACGUUCAGCAGUUUUAUGCCAAAAGGGAUUACUCUUUGGCUCAUUUUGAGGACUGUGACGACUAACCUUGACUAGAUGUUCAUCCAAAUUAAAUUCUGAGUCAAGAACUGUUUGAGAGCCUGGUUCAGAGAAUAACUGGGGAGGCAACAUGAGAGUGUCCUAAUACAGUGGCAUAUAACUCCGGAAAUCAAAUUAUUCAUAGAUGCCAGCAAUCUGUUACUCCAAAAACUCCAUCUGCAGCUUUGUUUAACAGUGUGUAGCUUUGUCAAGCUCUACCAGAAGGAAUAAUAUGACAUUAGAAAUGCCCAACCUGAGGCACGGAUUCAACCUGGGUUGUGUGGAUGACUUCCUAAUGUUUGAAGAGCAACUGAUGUUGUUUCUACUGGGAUUCAAAAGAUGUAAAAUAAUAUCCAGAUUUUUCCAAAUCCCAAUUUAAAGUAGAUAUGGUUUGUAACCCAAGUAAAAACUAGUCAUAAAUUGUUCUAUUUGUUUUACAGUUUUUUAAUUAAUAAUAAUUUUUUAAUCCAGAUAAAAUGUACUCUUUUAUAACCUGCGUCCAACCGCACAUGCCUCUGUUGACAUCACUAAGGGCAUAAGGCAACUGAACAGAUCUCUUUAUAGCACAUUCAUUUGUAUUUUCUUGUAUAAUCUAAUUCAUCCUUUAGAUGUGUUCUGUAUGUCUACAUUAAAUUAUCUGAACCGUA
Messenger RNA from Girardinichthys multiradiatus, 2610 nucleotides. It is a transcript of the gene cltrn, whose product is annotated as collectrin, amino acid transport regulator. The coding region runs from base 167 to 820 and encodes 217 amino acids. The record is from RefSeq and is a predicted model, not a curated record. NCBI's taxonomy places the organism in Eukaryota, Metazoa, Chordata, Actinopteri, Cyprinodontiformes, Goodeidae. The transcript is spliced from 6 exons.